AUGGAAGACAGACCUUCUAACCUGACCGGUUUGAACGUUUUCUUCCCUAAAAAGGAUGAGCGGCAAAAGAAACGGAAAAAAUCAAAUCCGGAAUCUGCUAGGCGGUCAAGGAUGAAGAAACAAAAAUAUCUAGACGACUUGAGAAGCCAGCUUAACCAGCUCAAUACCGAGAACCGAGAACUAGAAAACCAGCUCCGGUACGUUAUGCACCAUUGUCAAGGCGCGAAUAUGGAAAAUGAUCGUCUACGAGUGGAAAACCAAAUUCUACAUGAGAAGCUGAUGAGCUUAAGACAAGCUUUGGUGCUGCGACAAAUCCAGCAGAGCUCAACGUGUGCCACUUGGUCGUGCGUUAACAGUACUGUUGUAACGGUCCAUCAGAAUCCGUCAAUGCUGAGAGAUCACGUAAUUUGA
Brassica napus (rape) is the source of this 411-nucleotide messenger RNA. Its product is annotated as basic leucine zipper 4-like. Lineage: Eukaryota; Viridiplantae; Streptophyta; Magnoliopsida; Brassicales; Brassicaceae. The coding region runs from base 1 to 411 and encodes 136 amino acids. The record is from RefSeq and is a predicted model, not a curated record. Gene Ontology annotation, molecular function: transcription cis-regulatory region binding; DNA-binding transcription factor activity. The transcript has a single exon. Gene Ontology annotation, cellular component: nucleus. Gene Ontology annotation, biological process: positive regulation of DNA-templated transcription.